Molecule: messenger RNA, 742 nt
Organism: Danaus plexippus (monarch butterfly)
Lineage: Eukaryota; Metazoa; Arthropoda; Insecta; Lepidoptera; Nymphalidae
Product: trypsin eta-like
Exons: 6
Coding region: 173-718 (181 amino acids)
Biological process (GO): proteolysis
Molecular function (GO): serine-type endopeptidase activity
Source: RefSeq, a predicted model, not a curated record
UUCAGGCGUGCUGUCCCGCAGCAGACGGGUGAAAAGAGUUGUCGGCGGAAUUGAAGUGCCUUGUGGCAGCCAAGAUCAAAUAGCGUCUCUACGUAACGCUACGACAUCCAAGCAUCUCUGUGGAACCGUCGUCCUAACGAGAAAAGUCGCCGUAACCGCAGCACAUUGUGUGAUGCACGCUUCAAAUAGUUACAUUAUACACCUUAAUAACUAUUGCGUUAGAGACGCAGAGGGCACACCUCGAUCCCGAGUUUUGGAUAUUGUCAGACAUCCUUUAUAUAACGAAUCCUCUAAGGAACACGACAUAGCGUUAUUAAGGUUACAGCUGUAUUUAGAUGACAUAACGUGGCUUAAUGUGCUACCUUACUCCUCAUUCGGAAUAUCAGGAGGCUGCGUAUUUUACGGCUAUGGGUACUACGAUGAAAAGGAAGUGCCUUCACAAACUUUGAGAGCUGCAGCCCUUGAACUGAUGUCACUCGACAAGUGUACCGAAUUAUUAGGAAAAUAUGUCGCCCCUGAACCAAAUAGUGGGAUGCUUUGUGCUUCAGGAAAUGGGGCCGACGCCUGUCUGGGCGAUUCGGGAGGUCCGCUAAUAUGUGCGGGUAAACUUCAAGGCUUAUCUAGUUACGGGCUCACUUGCUCGAAGCACGGAUUGCCGGGAGUUUACACUAGCAUUGGAGCUCAUUUGCACUGGAUACUAGGAUUUUUAGGAAAAUAAAAAAUAUAUAUAUUUGAACCAAAA